Molecule: messenger RNA, 1699 nt
Organism: Oncorhynchus gorbuscha (pink salmon)
Lineage: Eukaryota; Metazoa; Chordata; Actinopteri; Salmoniformes; Salmonidae
Product: neurogenin-1-like
Exons: 2
Coding region: 293-961 (222 amino acids)
Molecular function (GO): protein dimerization activity
Source: RefSeq, a predicted model, not a curated record
UACAUUAUGCUAAUGAGAUGGCAGUGCGGCACGGGGCAGACCUGAUGCACCCCAUUCAUCCAUCCUUCACACAAAUGCCAGCGCGAGAGGUGUACGACCAUUGUCUGACCAGGGUAUAUAAGGUAUCUGAGGCCAGUCGUGUGCCAGGCUCAUUCGCUCACACGAGCUGAUUCAAGCGCAAGAGCAAGACGCGUGCCUUGUACUCAUCAUACAAACUACUUUUCGGACUUUGGCUCCUUGAAAGACAACUGAUACUGUACCUUCUCCAACCAGAUUACUAAGGAAAAACAUCAUGUGCACCGCAAUGGAGACCGUUUACUCUGACAUGGACAGUUCGAGCUGCGACUACUUUAUGCAAGAUGACGAAGAUUCGUGCAGCAGCAUGCACGCUUCCUCCCCUUCAUCCUCCAUCGGCAAGCCCGCCUCCCCGGCCAGCGACAGCCAGGGCUCGUGCUCUACGGAUCUGGCACAGAAGAAGAGACGCAGAGGCAGAGCGAGGAACGAAGCCACCGUUCACGUGGUAAAGAAGAACCGGCGCGUAAAGGCAAAUGACCGCGAGAGGAACAGAAUGCACAGCCUGAAUGACGCUUUGGAGACCCUCCGGACCGUUCUACCGGCGUUCCCCGAUGACAGCAAACUCACCAAGAUCGAAACUCUGCGCUUCGCUCACAAUUACAUCUGGGCACUCUCCGAGACCAUACGCAUCGCGGAUAUUGAACAGCGCCAGAACAAGUCACGGGCUGAUGCGCCUCUCUUGCUUCCCAACUUGCGCGUGAUGGACGCCCCGAGUCCGGGCAGCGAUGCAUGCUCCUGGAGCUCCAGCGCGUCCUCCUCUUCCUCCUCUCCGUCUUAUUGCACUUCAAGCUCCAGCAGCCCAGCUGCACAGAAUGACUAUGGGUGUUUCCAGACUGAUGUUCGACAGUACAGCUACCACAACUUUGUACCAGGCAUGUCCUACUAACUGAACUAAAGCCUUACCACAAACUUUUGUAGACUGCGAGAUUGUUACAAUAGAGUGAUAUCAGAGUAAUAACUGAGUGCCUACUUCAGUUAGUCUGUUGAAAGGGAAAAAACUGAAUGAUAUCACUGUUUGCCUUAACCCAUGUCUCUGUGGGUGUGUUUUAUACCGUUUGUUUCCUUUUCCUAUUUUUACAUGCUCUAAUUUACAUUCGGGUUGAACAUUAAUGUAAUUUAGUCGACUUUUCUAAGUUGCGUAUGAUUGUUUUGUUAGACGUUUAAUAUUCUUCAAAAACAUUUGCACUUUUUUUUCCAGCGCAUACGAUUCCUACUAGAAGCCCACUUCACAGAUCUUGACCUUAACCUCUAUUAGACGAGUAUUAUCACUAAAAAGAAGAAGACAGAUUUGCUUUUGUAGACUGAGGUGAAAAGUCAAUUUUACAAUUAGUAGAGCGAUAAUGCAGAAAAACGAGCGUGGAAAUUCAGUUUCACCGCUCUGACAAUAGAGUGAAAGGCCGUCAGAAGACAAGGACCUGGCUUCAUACAUUAUGGAGAUUGACCCCCUGAAAACUGCAAUCCUGUUCAAUAGAAAGCCUCAAUCCCACGAAGGGGCUACGUUUUUAACAUUUGUAUUUAUUCAAGUUUCGCCUGUCAUAAUGUAUUUUGUAUAUAAAUAUACAAAAAUAUUCUAUUUACAUGAAAAGUGUGUGAACCAUUUUUCUACAAAUAAAAAUAUAACUUU